GUGACCUGCGGCGGAACUCGGAGUUCAAAUGUUAUCGAAGUUAGCUACACCGUAAGCUAGCAGCUAGAAAAGCGAUCUCUAAAUAUUAGGGAAAUGUCAUCGACAGAAGAAAACACUGAGAUGGUUUUACCAUGUGUGCUUGUUACUAGCUGUGAUAGCGAGUUUAAAGAAGAAGAGCUGAUAAAACAAAUACUCAAUUCACAGACUUUGCCUCAGCCAUCAAAGCGAGAGGAAACGGUUGUUUGGUAUCCUUGGACCAUCAAUAACAAAUAUUAUAUGGCGGACGUGCAGCUGUGUGUGGUACCCAGCACAUAUCAAAUGUCUUCAGAGAUUGCCCAGUCCAUGCAGGCGUUUGUUGCUUACUUUGACAGUAAAGUGAAGGAUGGGUUGGAAAAGCUAAAUCCCUGGAUUCCUGUGGUGGAAGAUCUCAGCCCAGAGGUGCUAAUUCUCGUGUGCGACAGAGUCUGUGAAAACGGUGUCACUAGGCAUGAAGCACAACAGUGGUGUUUGUCUCAUGCGUUUGAGCUUGUGGAGAUCAAUCCACAGGAGCUACCAGAUGAGGAUGAUGACUUUCCAGAGUCCACAGGAGUAAAGAGAAUUAUUCAGGCUCUUAAUGCCAACGUGUGGUCCAGUGUGGAGAUGAAGGAUGGGCACAAUCAGGGUUUUGGUCUAAUGAGCAGUUUGGUUGCUUACAGACAUAACAACCCACGCCACAGCCAAGAUCAACCGUCCUGCAGCUUGCCAGCAGAGGGCACAUUCACUAAUGAUGAGGUCAACCUCACAGACAAUACUGCAAACCUAGACACACAGGAGGGCUCAGUGGUAGAUGCAAUGACCGAUUUAGACAUACAGGAACUCGCCAAUCUUACUGCUGGGGAUGCAGAUGCAGACAACUUUGAGCGCCUCUUUACUAAAUUAAAGGAGAUGAAAGAUAAAGCUUCAUCAUUACCACAUGAGCAGAGAAAGGUUCAUGCUGAAAAGGUGGCAAAAGCCUUUUGGAUGGCCAUUGGUGGUGAAGAAGAUGAAAUAGAUGGGUUAUCUUCAGGUGAAGACAGCUAAAAUCAGUUAUCAGUGACUUAGUUUUCGUCCCUCUGAUCCCAUCAUUUUUUCUGGGGUCCACAUGGUUUUCAGGGCCUGUGGAUGUCCUGGUCAUACUUGGAAAGUGGAUUUGCUUACAGAUGGCUCUGUAAGAAUAGUUGUGUGAGAUUCUGAGAAUGAAAUGAUGUAUGCUGAAAUACUGUUUAGAAGCCAUGAGUGGCCCCAGUCUUUACUGCUCUUCUCCUGGGUUCUUUAAUGUGCUUCAGCCCUGCGUGAUCCUCAAUGCACGGUUGUUAUGGAAGUCGAAAAAAAUAACACGGGACAUUUGAUUCAUAUAUACUUUUUUGUAGGUACUGUCAACGUGUAUGUUACAUAUGUGCCUUAUUCAUGAAAAAAGUCAAUGCACAUUCUGAGAAAUCAACAUGAUUUUUUUUUUUUUGUUUCAUAGUGACUUUAAUGUAUUUAUUGUGAACACUAUCUCACAAAAAGUGUGCAUACCGCUCAGUUUGGGUUAACCAAAUGAAAUUAUGCAGAAAUUGAAUAACUUGUCAGCAAAUAAAAUGAGUACAUGAAAUAAA
Girardinichthys multiradiatus is the source of this 1616-nucleotide messenger RNA. RefSeq names its product alpha and gamma adaptin binding protein (gene aagab). NCBI's taxonomy places the organism in Eukaryota, Metazoa, Chordata, Actinopteri, Cyprinodontiformes, Goodeidae. The transcript is spliced from 10 exons. The coding region runs from base 94 to 1059 and encodes 321 amino acids. The record is from RefSeq and is a predicted model, not a curated record.